AUGGCAGCAUCCCCAUUGGAUUUGAAGGAAAUCCAUGAUUUCUUGAUUUCACUGGCGUUGAAAGCCGGAGAUAUCAUCACCAAUGCCCUUCCUGAUACCGGUGGUACGGGCUCGAAGAAGAACAGUGCCGACCUUGUCACCGAAUAUGAUCGCGCAGUCGAGAAUAUGAUUUCUACCUCUUUGAGGGAGAAAUACCCCCAUUACGAGUACGUUUGUGAGGUGGGUUCAUCGACUCCAGAGAUACUGAUGUGUGUUUUCCCCCAUCAAUCCAGAUUCCAUGGCGAAGAAAGCUAUGAUCCCACACGUCCCUUGACCGACGCCCCUACAUUCGUGGUUGACCCAAUUGAUGGAACGGUCAACUUUGUGCAUAGCUUCCCCUUUGCCUGCGUCUCUCUCGGCUUUGCUGUGGAUCGAGUGCCGACGGUCGGAGUGGUUUAUAACCCCUUUACCCAGAAUCUGUAUUCCGCCAUCCGCGGCCAGGGUGCCUUCCUCAAUCGCCAAACCCGUCUUCCCCUCAAGGGAGACAACGUUGAACCAUUGUCGGGGUUAGGCAAUGCCCUGAUUGGCGUAGAAUGGGGCUCGGAUCGCAGUGGGAACAACUGGGAGACCAAACUGCGGACGUUGGAAAGACUGGGCCAAUCCAAAGAGAAUGGUGGAGCAAUGGUCCGCUCGAUGCGGAGUUUGGGGUCUGCUGCGCUCAACCUGUGCGCCGUGGCAGAUGGGACACUGGACUUGUAUUGGGAAGGUGGAUGUUGGGCGUGGGAUGUCUGCGCGGGUUGGGUGAUCCUGACCGAGGCAGGGGGGAUUGUGGUGGACGGGAACCCAGGAGGCUGGGAGACUUGCUUGGAUGGACGGAAGUACCUGGCCGUGCGAGCAGCCCCGGAUCAACGGGGUCAACGGGAGAUCGUGGAGGAGUUCUGGGGCCAUAUGCAAGGCAUGCUAGAGUACUAG
This is a messenger RNA of Penicillium alfredii, 951 nucleotides long. Its product is annotated as inositol monophosphatase family protein. Gene Ontology annotation, biological process: phosphatidylinositol phosphate biosynthetic process; signal transduction; inositol metabolic process. Gene Ontology annotation, molecular function: inositol monophosphate 1-phosphatase activity. The record is from RefSeq and is a predicted model, not a curated record. The transcript has 2 exons. NCBI's taxonomy places the organism in Eukaryota, Fungi, Ascomycota, Eurotiomycetes, Eurotiales, Aspergillaceae. The coding region runs from base 1 to 951 and encodes 316 amino acids.